AUGAAGCUUCCUCCGGCGGUUGUGUGGCUUCUCCUCGUCGUGCUAUUCUUCGAUGCCGCUCGCGUGGAGGCUCGAGGCACACCGUCCGCGGAGGAAUCGAAGAACCAGUGGACCAGCAUGUUCGUCUUCGGCGACGACUUCGCGGACAACGGCAACCUCCCUAAGCUGCCUGGUGGUCAUUCCCAGUCCGAUCUCUCGCGUCAGUGGAUCUACCCGUACGGCUCUUAUAUCAACUCCCGUGGGUCUGCGGCUGCCGUUCCAACCGGCCGCUUCUCCAACAACAAGAUUCAGUCUGAUUUUAUCGCAAGGAUCUUGGGCCUCAAUGCAGCCCCUCCGGCGUACAUGCACACACUAGACCAGUCUUGUGAUCCGACUGGCAUGACCUUCGCUUCCGGUGGCGCCGGCGUGUUCCAGAAGAAGGUGCCAACUCUUGCCGCACAGGUCAAAUCUUUCAUGAGGCUAAUCAAGAGCGGAAUCAUCUCGAAAGAACAGCUUCGCCACUCCGUCGCGCUUGUCGCCAUCUCCGGCAACGACUACAUGAGCGGCGCCGACGUCAAGAACUCUUUCUUGAGCAGCUUCGACGACAUCGAUACUUACAUUGGGAACGUGACGACAGAGAUUGUGAAGAACGUCGAGCAGCUGCAAAAAAUGGGUGUGAAAAAGGUGCUAGUGAACAACAUGCUUCCCAUCGGUUGCACGCCUUUGAGGACUAGCCCGAACAACUACACCGCAUGUGACAUUCUCGGCAACUACGCCGCGUCCGUGCAUAACAAAAAUCUAAAGCAGUUGAUGGACAAGAAGAAUAACGCCUACAUGCUGGACCUCUACACUGCCUUCACCGACAUCAUCAAUCAUGCCCCCGUUGAAGGGUCGGAUCAGUCCAACAACAAGUUCAACAACAACCUGGCCCCAUGUUGCGAGGGUUUCUAUGAUACCGGGUUCUGUGGACAGCAGGGCGAUACAGGGGAGCCCCUCUACGAAUUAUGCGAAAAUCCCGACCAGCUCUUCUACUGGGACGAGGUGCAUCCGACACAUGCUGGAUGGAAAGCAGUGAUGAAGGCGCUAGAACAACCUCUCAAGGAGUUCCUAGAUCGGGACUAUGUUGCAUGA
This is a messenger RNA of Hordeum vulgare subsp. vulgare (domesticated barley), 1110 nucleotides long. RefSeq names its product GDSL esterase/lipase At3g09930-like. The record is from RefSeq and is a predicted model, not a curated record. Gene Ontology annotation, molecular function: hydrolase activity, acting on ester bonds. Bases 1 to 1110 code for a protein of 369 amino acids. The transcript is spliced from 5 exons. NCBI's taxonomy places the organism in Eukaryota, Viridiplantae, Streptophyta, Magnoliopsida, Poales, Poaceae.